AUGGGAAGGCCACCUUGUUGUGACAAAAAAGGUGUCAAGAAAGGUCCUUGGACCCCUGAAGAAGAUAUCAUAUUGGUCUCUUAUAUACAGGAACAUGGUCCUGGCAAUUGGAGGGUUGUUCCCACCAAAACAGGAGGCCAAAUCGGACAAGUUACUGGUAAUGCAAACAUUCGAAACAGGACAAGAAGGUUUCGUUCUUCUUCAAGUUCCUUCACUUAUGGAAGGGGUCAAUUGCUCCAAUCUAGGUUUUAUGGACAAUACAUGAAUCUCCCUCAAGAGAGUGCUAAUAUUGUUCUAAGUAAUGGUCGCGGUGCUGCUGUUUCACACCAUGAUACCGUUGCUACAAUGCAGAGAUUGACUCCUCCUUCGGGUUCCCUUACUAUAAGUCCUCAAAGGUUUUCUGGAUCAAAUGUGCUUCAAUAUCAAGGGACUACUCGUACUAUCCCUCAGAGUAAUGUAGACUCAACUGCUGAACGUGUAGGGAACAUUAAUCCUUCCAUGAAUCAAAGGAACAAUAAUGUUUUACCUAUCAAGAGAAGCUCAACUGAUGAUGUUCCGAGAGAAUUUUUAGUAGGUGAAAGUUCCAGCAUGGGUGCUGCUGCUGGAACAGCUAAACGAAGGGGUUCUUCUUCUAAUGUCAAUGUCAAUAACAAUGUUCCUGUAGCUUCAGUUUCUGAGAUGCAACCCUUGAGUCAACCUGCACAGACUGAAAACUUUCAGAGUAAUAUUAAUGUGCAUUUCACAGGCCCUACACCUCCAGAGGCAUUUGCACCCCCAAACAGUUAUGGAAGAAGGUUCAUUCAUGCACAUUACGAAACUUUUUCAUUUGGUGCAAGUUCCUCAAAUCCACGUCGAAUUCGGUUUCCUCCUAGUGUUCGUGAAGUUCAUUAUGUGAGUUCAGGAAAUGCUCCUCCAGCAAUGAUGCCCUACUAUAGCCAGGGAAACAUUCAAGGAAAUGUCAUGCUUGGUCCUCAAGUUCAAUUUGGAAGUGGAACUGCAAUCUAUUUUGGAAAUGUUCCCCACCCUUCUGGACAAUAUGCCUCUUUCAGUGGUGUUAAUGCAUCGAAUGUUCCUGCAUUGGUUCCUUUGGAGACACCAAUGCAAAUUUCGAACUAUCCUGGAGGUCGAGCAUUUGCUUUCCCUGUGCCAAAUUGGACCCUUCUGUCUCCAUCGCAGCAAAUGCAGUUUUCAAGACCAGUUGGAAAUUCUAGACCUGAGAACGAGCACAAUUCAGCUGCAACAUCUGAGAUUCAAGCUGGUGUUAACUCUGUGCCCCUUACUAUAUCAUCGCCUUCUUUUAGGUCUAUAAUGAGACGCAGGUUGAUGGCUCAGGCUCGCACUAUCGUGCAACGUUUACGCGCUGGUCAGACUCUACUGUUUCAGGAAAUGAUGGUCCUCGACUAUUCAGUUGUAUUACAUUUGCUUGAGGUAAGAGACCCGCAACAGGAUGAGCUGCAGGAUGAUGAUUUCGAAGAAGAAGAAUAUGAAGAGGAGAACAUGGGACUUACUGAGGAACAGGUCAUGAAGCAUAUUAGGCCUCAAAAAUUCGUUUCCGAUGAGACUCCAGAAAAUAAAGAAGCAUGCUGCAUUUGCCAGGAGUUCUAUGUCAAUGGAGAACAAGUUGGGAGGCUGGAUUGUGUGCACAUAUUUCACAUUGGCUGCAUCAUAGGAUGGCUCAGGCGGAAGAACCAAUGCCCCGUCUGCAAAUGCAAGGGAUUAAUAAUUAUUGAUGAAGAUGGUGAUGAGUAA
Gastrolobium bilobum is the source of this 1749-nucleotide messenger RNA. RefSeq lists its product as uncharacterized. NCBI's taxonomy places the organism in Eukaryota, Viridiplantae, Streptophyta, Magnoliopsida, Fabales, Fabaceae. The record is from RefSeq and is a predicted model, not a curated record. Bases 1 to 1749 code for a protein of 582 amino acids. Gene Ontology annotation, molecular function: ubiquitin protein ligase activity. The transcript has 6 exons.